Molecule: messenger RNA, 1107 nt
Organism: Guillardia theta CCMP2712
Lineage: Eukaryota; Cryptophyceae; Pyrenomonadales; Geminigeraceae
Exons: 10
Coding region: 1-1107 (368 amino acids)
Source: RefSeq, a predicted model, not a curated record
AUGGCUGGCAUGGCUAUGCCGCUGGCGGCGCUUCCUGCGCGCGCAGCUCUGAGCCCCGCGUCCUCCUCCUCCUCCUCCUCCUCUCGCAAGCGAUCACCAUGGUUCGCGCUGCUCUCGACAGCAGCGCUGCUCAUCGUGACCGCGGUUGCCUUGGUCCGCAUCCACCCCAUGGAGAGCCGUCAGGACGUGCUUGUGUCCUCGGGGAACCUCUUUGAGACCGCCCUCGCAUCACAGCGACGAGAUCAUGCGAAGAAGCUCAAGGAGGAGGAGAAGGCGAAGAGAGACAUGCGGGAGAAGAUCGAUCACGACGAGGGCGUUCAUCAUCAUAAGCACCUGUCCGAUGCUGCCCUGCUUCGUCAGGCUGUGAAGGCGCAGCAGCGAGACGAGAUCAAGGCGCGCAAGGAAGCCGCGAGCAUGAAGCAGCAGCUGAAGAAGAGGAGCGCGAGCGCAAUGCCUACCCGGCACGAGUCUCUCUCGGACGCGAAGCUAUACCAGGAUGCCCUCAAGGAGCAGAAGGAGGACCGGCAGAAGGUCAAGACGGAGACUAAGAAGACAGCUGCUGUUCAGGCGAAGAAGAUCCAGAAGUUGAAGGACAUGAAGAAGGCAGAGCAGCAGAAGAAACUUCAGGCCGAACUCAAGUUCAUCAUCAGCGCCUCGGACGUGAGCAGUAAGAAGAGCGUCAAGCAUACUGCAGUCGCACAUCCACCAGUCAAGAAGCAUUCGGCUGCUCAUCACAAGUCGCACGGAGACGAUCUGCUGGACAAGAAGGGGGAGAUGAACCUCGUCAAGUAUCUCGACAGUCAAACAGGGUCGAGGGCAAAGCCUGUGAUCUCGGAGCAGGACGUCACUCGAGAGAAACUGCGCAAGGAGGCCGCGGAGAAGAAAGCUGAGGAGGCCAAGAGGAAGAUGAAGUCUAUCGUGCGGCUAGCGACCAAGUACCACGUCUCGAGCAAGCACAGGAAGGCUAAGGGCGACUGGGCGAGGAAGGCGAUGUAUGCUGCUGACGUGUCACUCGCGGGGAAGAAGAGCAAACGAUCCUACAUGAGGGCUGAGUUUGCACGUGCGAACGCGAUCGAGGACUCGCUGCUGAACUCGAAGCUUCGCUAG